Messenger RNA from Exophiala mesophila, 1364 nucleotides. RefSeq lists its product as uncharacterized. The record is from RefSeq and is a predicted model, not a curated record. Lineage: Eukaryota; Fungi; Ascomycota; Eurotiomycetes; Chaetothyriales; Herpotrichiellaceae. The transcript is spliced from 4 exons. Bases 218 to 727 code for a protein of 169 amino acids. Gene Ontology annotation, molecular function: sterol binding. Gene Ontology annotation, biological process: intracellular sterol transport.
UUCUGACGUUCUUCCUCUUCCUGUCGUAUCACUGCACCACCUUCCAUCCACAACUUGCUAUCAACAUCAUUCAACCCAUCGCCAACCUCCUUGCCUCGAUCACCACUUCUUACCUUCAGACAUACUCUGCAAAAGUAACAGCAGAUUUUGCAGUGUCUGGCACGCCCUCACUUCCACUCACUACUCUUAUCUAAGUCGAACUCCUCGCUCCCCAACGAUGAAGGUCUCGUCAGUCGUCCUCGCUCUCUUAUCCGCCACCGCUGUUUCCUCGAGAUCUCUUUUUGGUAGCAGCCAAAAUGCCCUGGUUGACGAGCCCAAGUUCCCCGUCCCAGGAAAGAACCCUUUAAAUUUCUGCGCCGACCCCAAAGACUACAUCCUGACUGUCGAUUUUGUUGACCUUGUCCCCAAUCCACCCGUCCCUGGCGAGAAACUCACAAUCAUUGCCAAUGGCACAUUCUCCAAAGACAUCGACCCUGGUGCGACGGUUUUUUUGCAAGUCAAGUACGGAUUGAUCACCUUGAUCAAGCAAGAGGCCGAUCUGUGUGACAACCUAGGUCAAAUUGAUCUUUCAUGUCCGCUGAAGGAGGGCGCCUUGUCGUUGGUCAAGGAGGUGGAUAUCCCUAAGCAAGUGCCUCCUGGAAAGUACACUGUGCUCGCCGAUGUCAACACUGUCGACAAGGAGAAGGUCACUUGUAUGGAGAGCACAAUUACCUUUACCCGUCAAUGAUGGGAGAUGCUUUGGACCCCAAUUCCUCUUGUUACCGCAUAACCUCUAUCUGCACACACAUUGAUCAUGCUCAUUUAUGUUUCGAAUUGGCGGGGCGUCAUUGGUCUUGUCGGAAUGGCACAUUGGACUCUGUUAGUUAUACAACAAUCACCAGAUUUUUUUUAUUGCUCUACUUGAUGUCUCUUAUACGGGUAUCUGCAAGGACCAACAAUUCGUUGCAAAUCGAACAAAUCCGGCGAUCUACUUAGGGCCCGGGCCUUGUCGGCUAAAUUGGAUGGUUUCAUGCGGAAGCCGUCUAUGCAGUAUGGAAUCCAAGAGCACCGCUCCUGACUCUCAAUCUCUUGCCAAAUACCUGUAGAAAGCAGAUCAACAGGAAGGCAAACCCACAGAUGGCAGCCUGAAUGCCAAAGCUGGUCUUGGUCCCCUGUGCCUGUGCCCAGGUGACCUGAAAGUAGCUGAUGAUGAAGCCGCCGGUUGUACGAGAGAAGUUGAUCCAUGACGAGACCUCACCUGAUGCCUCUGGGUAACUGUCGAGAUUAUAGGCAUUGAGCCCGACUGUUGUAAUCAUGAUCCCAAAGACAUAUAGGCCCCAAAACACCGACGUCACCAUGUAAUGGUAACCCUCUUCCAAUGCGAA